AUGAAGAAAUCACAAUUCAAAAUUGGUGGAUACGCUAAGUACAGAGAACUGCAUGCAGUGAUGAAUCACAUUGUGUGGAAUUCUCCUUCAACUGAAUCAUUCGAGUCUGAUUGGGCUGGUUUCAUCAAACAGUUCAAGUUAGGCCAAAACAGAUGGUUAGCAGACCUUUACGCGAAUCGACAAAAGUGGGUUCCAAUAUUUUUCAAGAGUGAAUUUUGGGCAGGCAUGAGGAGUACACAGCGUAGUGAAAGUAUGCACGCAUUUUAUGGUGGAUACCUACAUUGCAAGAGUGGGUUGGUUCAGUUCGUCCAUGAAUACGACAAUGUCCUCGGAACCAAGGAGCAAAAGGAGCUAGAAGAUGAUGCUGCAGACUCGAAAGGUGUCAUCCCAUGUAUAGGGAGCACGGGCAUUGAGAGACAGUUUCAGCAGAAAUACACCAGUAGUAUGUUCAGGAUUUUUCAACUGGAGGGAAGAAAAAAAACUGAUUGCGUGGUUCGGGUCGACUUUGACCCUUUGAGUCGAAAGGGUCAGUGCGAGUGCAACAAGUUUGAAUCCGCUGGUAUAUUGUGUUGCCACACCCUUGCGGUCUGGUCAUACUACAGAGUUGACAUAGUACCGAGCUGCUAUGUUCUUCCUCGAUGGAGUAAGAAUGUCAUCCGCGAGCACACUUACGUCAAGAGUAGCCAUGACGUGGCUCGGAGUGAUGAAAGCAACAACUUGUUCAGGCAUCUGUGUUCAGAGUUCUAUAACGUUGUGCAUGAGUUUGUUGCUUGUGAUGAGGAAGCAACCAUCUUGCGAGCUGCCCUUUGGGAUGCAAAGUCCAAGCUAAUUGAUUACCGUGCCAGCAUGCGUUCCACUACUGCUGCUGCAUCUCAGAAUGCCGUGCCCACACAGAGCACAGGCGGUGCGAUUGUACAUGACAUUCAGGACCCUCAAGAGUCAAAACCAAAGGACGGCCUAAGGAUGAGGUUGACCUUCCGUCAGAUAAUAAUCAUCAUGGGUCUCUUAGUAAAAGAUUUGAGGAUUUUACUAUGUGGAACUCAUCGGAAGGUGGCGGAUUCAUGCACCUGUUGA
Molecule: messenger RNA, 1074 nt
Organism: Arachis duranensis
Lineage: Eukaryota; Viridiplantae; Streptophyta; Magnoliopsida; Fabales; Fabaceae
Product: protein FAR1-RELATED SEQUENCE 5-like
Exons: 4
Coding region: 1-1074 (357 amino acids)
Biological process (GO): regulation of DNA-templated transcription
Molecular function (GO): zinc ion binding
Source: RefSeq, a predicted model, not a curated record